GCACCGCGAGCCCUCCGCGGACGGCGCCGCCCGUGGCCGGUAGCCGCAGGGAUGUCGCCUCUGCAGACUAACAGAGUCCGCUCAGACCGCAGGACCCCGGCAUGGCCGAAGCUGCUGACGCCGUCGCCAGCUUCGAAGAGAUGUUUGCCCGCAGGUACACGAAGGACGACCAGGAGUACCAGCAGCACCUGCGGCGCGCCGCCGACUCGCGGCCGCCCGUGCUGGAGGACUGGGGCAGCAAGGCCGGCGGGAGCCAGAGGAGCAGGGGCGGCUGGUUGCAGGACAGCAGGCAGUGUAGAGGCGGGGAAGGCCGGCGGGGCUGGCCCGGGGACCACCGCUCCGGUCAGUGGCACGGCCGGCCCUGGGGCCACAGCCCGCAGCCCAGACCGGAGCCUCACUACCCGCAGCAGUACGGUCACCACGGCCACGGCCCGCGUCCGCCCUACGGCUACUACUGACCCGCGCGUCCGGCCCUAGUAAACCAUUUCCCCGCA
Messenger RNA from Condylura cristata (star-nosed mole), 494 nucleotides. RefSeq names its product family with sequence similarity 103, member A1 (gene RAMAC). Gene Ontology annotation, molecular function: RNA binding. The record is from RefSeq and is a predicted model, not a curated record. Gene Ontology annotation, biological process: RNA 5'-cap (guanine-N7)-methylation. NCBI's taxonomy places the organism in Eukaryota, Metazoa, Chordata, Mammalia, Eulipotyphla, Talpidae. The transcript has 2 exons. Bases 102 to 458 code for a protein of 118 amino acids.